AGUAUAUUAUAGACUCAUCUAUUUAGUAAGGUGAAGAUUUAAUAAAUAUAUUAAUUUAUCGUUGAACUCUAAAUGACACAUAAGUACAGAGAGAAGUGUUGAUUUUAAAUUAGCGCACUUUUUACAUGCGCACGUAACCACAGAGUGUACUCAUGUCGCUAUCUUUAGUCUGUAUGACAGGUUUCCUAACCUAUUAUACCAGUCAACUUUAACUAUUUUUAUUUCGUUUCACAGUGGAGAGCGACAAUUUUCGCAGAGGAAAAAGUUGCUCCUUAUUAAAAAAUGCGUUGAUUGAGUCUAUUUUUAUCGAAUUCUAAGGCGGAGCCCCUAAACUGGAUAAUUACCAUUUUCGCAGAGGAAAAAGUUACUCCUUAUUAAAAAACGCGUUGAUUGAGUCUAUUUUUAUCGAAUUCUAAGGCGGAGCCCCUAAACUAGAUAAUUACCCAAAUUAAUAUUAAUAUGUUACAUUUUUUGCAUAGCCUCAGUCGAUUAACAUUUAGGUUUUUGCUAGAGCUAUUAAGCAAAAAAUUAUCGAAACAAUUAGAGGGAUGUGGCAGACGUACAAUAUCACCUGAAAAAACAUUAUUAGUAGCGAUAUGGAUGAUGGCAACUCCUAAUUCAUAUAGAUGUAUUGCUGAUCGAUUCGGUAUUGGUAAAGGAACUGCUUGAAGAUGUGUCCAAAAAGUUGUAUUCCAAAAUGCCAAUAGUCCAAAAUACGUUGUAUUCACAUCUUGACAGAUUUAUUACAUGACCACAAAGAGCUGAAGAAAUUUGGACAUGUAUUAAAAAUAGAUACAAAUUUCCAAAAUAAAAGAUAGGAGCAAUAGAUGGGACGCAUAUCAAAAUUGCAGCACCAAAAUUACAUUCAGAUGCUUAUAUAAAUAGGAAGGGCUACCAUUCCAUGCAGUUACAGGUGGCCAGUAAUCAUGAUUUAAAAUUUACUCAUGUUUAUGCAGGACAAGUAGGGUCAGUACAUGAUAUGAGAGUUUUUCGACUAUCAAGUUUAGAGAAUUUAUGUACAGCACAAAAUUUUCCUGAAAAUAGUCACAUAUUAGGUGACGCUGCCUGUAGUAUCCAAAAAUAUGUUAUGGUUCCAUUCAAAGACAAUGGACAUUUAACUGAUGUGCAAAUAAAAUACAAUACUUGCUUGUCUCAAGCCAGGAUGAUGGUAGAAAAAGCAAUAGGCUUGUUAAAAGGAAGGUUUCGGAGUCUUUUAGAUACACUACCCAUGAGAAGAACCGAUUUAAUCCCUAAAUAUAUCGUUGCUUGUUGUAUUCUACAUAACAUUUGUUUACUCCAAAAUGAUCAUAUGGAUAUACCUGUUAUUGUAGAACAAAACGAAUGUGCACAAAAUGUCGAAAUGGGAAUCUUACAAGGUUUACGAGAAGAAAGCAUUGAAAAACGUAACGCAAUCAUGUAUUACUUACAAAAUGAAAAUUGUAAUUUUUAAUCAAAUAAUUAACAAAAAUUAUAAUUUUGAUAUUCCUUAUUUUUAUGGAUUUAAAGCGUUUAAUAUCUCAUAGAACAUAAUAAUAGGAUAUAAUAAUAAAUAUGCGCGUGCGUUGUAAAUGUACAUAUACAACUUGUACAUAUACAACUUAAAAUAUAAAAACGAAGAAUA
Molecule: messenger RNA, 1621 nt
Organism: Harpegnathos saltator (Jerdon's jumping ant)
Lineage: Eukaryota; Metazoa; Arthropoda; Insecta; Hymenoptera; Formicidae
Product: protein ALP1-like
Exons: 3
Coding region: 902-1450 (182 amino acids)
Source: RefSeq, a predicted model, not a curated record